Molecule: messenger RNA, 3292 nt
Organism: Lolium rigidum
Lineage: Eukaryota; Viridiplantae; Streptophyta; Magnoliopsida; Poales; Poaceae
Exons: 2
Coding region: 756-3131 (791 amino acids)
Molecular function (GO): nucleic acid binding
Source: RefSeq, a predicted model, not a curated record
GACCUCUUCUAUUGGGCUCGGUUAUGGGCUGACACCUUGGGCUUUGGCCUGUCUGAAGACACCAAAGCCUGCCACUACAUAUACCAGAGAAUAGGGACGCAUACAGACAGGCUUGGAACGGACGGCUUCGGCCUCCUCUGCUUUGGCUUUCUCCUUCCUCUCUAGUUCAUCUCUCCUCUGUAAUAGCUUGAACCUGGAGAAUCCAUGGCUGUAAACCUACUUGUUGAGUAAUUGAUCUGUGAGAAGAGCGUGGUGUUAACAAUCUGGUAUCAGAGCCAACGAUUUUGAGCCCAAAUCUUCCCAAAUUCCACCUCAAUUUUUCUCCCCACCACCGCCAUUACUUUGGCCCGAGCUAUGACGACGGCGUUGAGCAACUUCGCAUCGGCGAGCCCACACGACUGUGUCCGGAAGUGGGCUGAGGACGAAGCACUCGCUCCCGAUCUCGCGGGCUUCAUCAACCCCAGGCGCGACCCUGCAGUGGUGUCGCCGGCUUCAUCGACGGCGCGCUCGACCGCAUCUCAGGGCGUCUUGAGAAGCGCCGCCCCCACCACCGACCCCAGCUUCAAGCGCGACACCCCCGUGGAUGACCUGAGCCCAGGGGCACGGUGUCUCGACGACCUCAUCGUCGGCAGCUCCGCAUCACCAACCUCGGCCGCGUCCCACGUGUUCCGAGCAGUGGCGUCCGUGCUGGUGACUUCCACGAGCGAGCGCCGGCUACUUCAACCGCGACCCGCGCUCUGGAGAUCUUACGUGCCAUGUCCACAACGGCCGUCUCCAAUUCCAGUACUGGCGGUUCUACCUCCACGGCAAAUUCCGACAGCGCCUACAAGCUGUUCGACAGAGUGCCGCAUCGCCCCAAGUGGUCGUCAGAUCAUACUCUGAGCAUAGUGGUAUGCCGUGCACUCUACCCAGUUAAUGAGGAUAUGCUACGGCCAAUACUUGCUCCAUAUGGUGUGCAACAGCUGGUUGUGAAUCCGAGGGUCACCAAGAGGAACGGGUCUCACUAUGUGAAGGCCAUUGUGGAGUUGAGAUCAAGGGAUGAUGCGGCCGAGGCUCGUGUAUCCUUGCAGGGCAAAUGCCUCUUUGACGGGUGUUGCUACCUCGACGUUAAGUUUGCUUUACCAUACGAGUUGGCGUCCAUGGCGACAUCAACAGGAGCCACAUCUAUCACCGCCUCGACUGCUUGUGUGAUACACGAUGGCGUCUCCCACAUCGAGAUGCCAGCAGGUGACAGUUUCCUACCACCGACAAAUUCAGUAGCUGUACCUAGCACCACCUUCUCAUUGGUGUAUCCCUGCACCGAAACCGUGGCGGCAUCCUUUGCGCCGUAUGUCCUUCACCAGUGCUGCAGUGAGCUAUGUGGUCACCAUCCCUGUACCGAGGCCUCUGAGGCGAACAAGUCAGAAAUGGGGUUGAGCUCAAUGCAGGCUGCUGCCGUAUCUGCCACAACGAAGGUGUCGAUGAUGCCAAAUGACAUGUCCCUCCAGACCGCACAUGACUUCGCUAUUUUUGGCACUGAUCAGGCCAGCGUCUCGGCAUGUGGUGCAACCCUCGACGCCAAUGACACCUCUGCUAACAAGGUGUUCCUGGACACUGAGCACAUGUUCCCUACCACUCCAAUGUCCUCUGAGCUAUCAACCUUCCAGCCGCUGGAAUUUUAUGAUUGCAGACGUGGUGCAUUUGUGCAAUGGUCACCUCCUCUAGGUAUGUGUGUGAACCUGCCAAUGGAUUUAUUGGAGCAGGACAUUCAGUUGCAGUAUAUAGGAAGAAAACAGUGGCUAAUUGAAGAAAUUUCAGUGGAAGUCAGCAGUAUCAAGGAAGGUGGAGUGUUUGGUUUCUUGGAAAAAAUUAUCGAAGAGGAAAAGAAGCUCAUCAAGAAUGCAACAGCUAAUCAUGCUACGUGUUGUGCAGAACUUGAACCAAUAAAUCAUCUUUGGACAAUGAUGCUCAAUGAUCUGAAUGAAGGUUUUUCCCUUGAGCACUUAUGGGACCCAAGUGGCUUAAUCUUGUCAAGUUGGUAUUUACAGCAACUAGAAGCAAUUCUGAGCCACAAAAAUAGUUCUUCUGUUGAUAUAUCUGAGCAAGAAUCAAUAGCUUUUGCUAAUCUGCAGACCGCUCUUUAUUCACCAUGGUGCAUGGAAUGUGUGAAGUCUGACAUUGGAAAGACCCAGACGUGUUGGCUACAAUUGCAACCGAAGCCUCCAUGGUCACAUCUGACUACAGUCAGUUUCACUAGCGAGUUUGGGAGCAAUGUGUCGGCUGUUUCUGAACCUUUACUCGUCAUUGGCAUUACGUUUAAGUUGAAUCUGAAUAAUAUUGCUACAUGGUACAUAUUCUGUGCAAGGGCUGGCUCCUGUUCAACAUUGAGAAAUGCUAAGCAACUUCUGAGCGUAGAUACCAGCAGCCGAAAUUUGCCAAACAGUACCAAACUACAGAAUCCUUCUUGCUGGAAUGGGUGGAGUUUCAUUUUGCUGCUAAUCUGUUGGACCCCUUUUCUCUUUAUACAAUGGUUCGGGGGACUAACUGGUGCAGUACAAGGAUAUACCAGCUCUAGUACUUGUACAUCACUUGCCUUUCAAGAGUGUUAUGCUAGUAGCAGCAAGUCUGGCCAGUCAAUCCUUUCAAAAGCAGUGCGAUCUGCAGGUUAUCUUGAGACGAGAAGGUCAGUUUUGCCACCAUUCUCAUGGGAUCCUGGCGUACGAACACUUAUCAAGAUCGACCACGGGAGAUGCCAACAAAUCCAAUUUGAGGACGGGAGAAAUUCCAAAACUACAUAUCAAGGUAUCGUCCAAGUCCACAUUGCCCGCAGCUACUACCUCAACUAUGCUUGCUACUUCGACAGUCUCCGUGCUGACUACUACUGUGACACCUUCCUCGACUACUUCGGCUGCUUCCUUAUAUCUUCAACCUCGCUCAAGCUCCCGUCAACAAGGGCUACAACAGUAACCAUGAACGGCAACUACAAUGGGAUCCUGGCGGUUUUGCAUGGCAUCGGCUUGGGGUCAAGCCGAAUCUUAAGGAAGGGGGGAUUGUUAGCGACCUCUUCUAUUGGGCUCGGUUAUGGGCUGACACCUUGGGCUUUGGCCUGUCUGAAGACACCAAAGCCUGCCACUACAUAUACCAGAGAAUAGGGACGCAUACAGACAGGCUUGGAACGGACGGCUUCGGCCUCCUCUGCUUUGGCUUUCUCCUUCCUCUCUAGUUCAUCUCUCCUCUGUAAUAGCUUGAACCUGGAGAAUCCAUGGCUGUAAACCUACUUGUUGAGUAAUUGAUCUGUGAGAAGAGCGUGGUG